AUGUUUUUCUCUUCUGGUUUUCCAUUUGAUUCUAUGGGUGGGCAACAAGCCCGUAGAAAAAGAGAAGUAAAUAAUUCAAAAUAUUAUGAAAUUUUGAAUUUAAAAAAAAAUUGUACCACCGAUGAAGUUAAAAAGGCUUACAGAAAGCUUGCCAUAAUACAUCAUCCUGAUAAAGGUGGAGAUCCAGAAAAGUUUAAAGAAAUAUCAAGAGCAUAUGAAAUAUUAGCUGAUGAAGAAAAAAGAAAAUUGUAUGAUGAAUAUGGUGAAGAAGGAUUGGAAAAUGGGGAACAACCUGCUGAUGCAACAGAUUUAUUUGAUUUUAUAUUAAAUGCAGGAAAAGGAAAAAAAAAAAGAGGUGAAGAUAUUGUAAGUGAGGUAAAGGUUACUCUUGAGCAGUUAUAUAAUGGCGCAACAAAAAAGCUAGCUAUUAGUAAAGAUGUUAUAUGUUCCAAUUGUGAAGGUCAUGGUGGUCCAAAGGAUGCAAAAGUUGAUUGUAAACAAUGCAAUGGAAGAGGAACAAAAACAUACAUGAGAUAUCACUCAAGUGUUUUGCAUCAAACUGAAGUAACAUGUAAUGGAUGUAGAGGAAAGGGGAAAAUAUUUAACGAGAAAGAUAAAUGUGUUAAUUGUAAAGGAGGAUGUGUAUUAAAAACGAGAAAAAUUAUAGAAGUGUAUAUACCUAAAGGUGCACCUAAUAAACACAAAAUUGUAUUUAAUGGAGAAGCUGAUGAAAAGCCAAAUGUAAUUACUGGUAAUUUAGUUGUUAUAUUAAAUGAGAAACAGCAUCCUGUAUUUAGAAGAGAGGGAGUAGACUUAUUUAUGAGUCAUAAAAUUUCUUUAUACGAAUCAUUGACAGGUUUUAUUGCUGAAAUAAAUCAUCUUGAUGAAAGGAAAAUUCUAGUAGAUUGUACAAAUACAGGUUUUAUAAGACAUGGUGAUAUAAGAGAAAUAGUAGAUGAAGGAAUGCCAACAUACAAGGAUCCUUUUAAAAAAGGAAAUUUAUACUUAACCUUUGAAGUGGAAUACCCAAUGGAUUUAAUUAUUACUAAUGAAAAGAAAGAAAUUUUGAAAAUUUUAAAAAAACAAAAUGAAAGCGAAAAGAAAUACGACCUGGAAAAUAGUGAAUGUGAAGUUGUUACUUGUCAAGCUGUUGACAAAGAGUACAUAAAACAGAGGGUAAGCAAAAAGCAGCAACAGGAGGCUUAUGAGGAUGAGGAGCAUCAGCCGGAAAUGGAAGGAGGAAGGGUUGCUUGUGCACAGCAGUAG
Molecule: messenger RNA, 1266 nt
Organism: Plasmodium malariae
Lineage: Eukaryota; Apicomplexa; Aconoidasida; Haemosporida; Plasmodiidae
Product: HSP40, subfamily A, putative
Exons: 2
Coding region: 1-1266 (421 amino acids)
Biological process (GO): protein refolding
Cellular component (GO): cytoplasm; cytosol
Molecular function (GO): Hsp70 protein binding
Source: RefSeq, a predicted model, not a curated record